UGGAGGGGAAGCCUGUUCAAUCAAUGGGCGAUAUGGCAAGUGUCUAUAAAGUAGCGUAGCUCUCCGUUUUGUGUUUGUUUUAGUUCUACAUUGACUCGAGGUAGCUGUGGAUUGGUGGUGGCGUGGAGUCCAGCCUGGCAUCUCCAGUCAGAUGUGGAGGCCCAGGAGGGAGAACAUGAUGCUCCUCUUGAAGAAGUCAGUCCAACAAACUAACUGGCUUGUGACGACGAUGCCCAGUCGAAGAUCCUGGGAUUGAUACGUAAAUCCCUUUACGCUGAUGGCCUGGACUGAGUUUCAGCUGGCCUGCUGAAGCUAUGGGGAGCUGUUGGAGCUGUCUGUACAGAGACCCCAUCCGAGACAACCAUCUCACCAAAUUUAAGGUCACCAAUGUGGACGAUGAGGGCAACGAGCUCGGUUCUGGGAUCAUGGAGCUUACCCAGACCGAGCUCAUUCUUCACACGCGUAAGAGAGACGCCAUCCGGUGGCCGUAUCUUUGCCUGCGCCGCUACGGCUACGACUCCAACCUGUUUUCUUUUGAGAGCGGUCGUCGCUGUCAGACUGGGCAAGGAAUCUUUGCAUUCAAGUGCUCCCAGGCAGAAGAGAUCUUCAAUCUGCUUCAGGAGCUAAUGCAAUGCAACAGCAUCAACGUGGUGGAAGAGUCUAUGAUGAUUAGUCGCAGUGGUCACACACCAGAGAUGGAAAUGUCUCGCACACCACAGACUCCCAACACUCCAGCGUUCCCUGUCCAGGCUUUCCCCAAUGGAUACCCUGGUUAUCCAAUCAGAGCAGACUCCUCCCAACCCUCUCUUGCUGAUGAUCAUGGACAUAGCCUCAUGGGUUUGGAAGACCAGACCCACACCUAUGUAAAUACUGUUAGUAUGGAGGGGGAUCUCUCGAUGCGUCACUGUGUGCACUCCCUGCCCGAGGUGCGGCCCGGCUCUUUCCCUGAAACAACACGAGGAGCCAUGCCUAUCGGGGGUCAAGGAAAUCCCCCGUCAAACUUGCGGUGCUGUCCCCUGGAGGAGCAUAAUGAUCCUCAGGUGUUCUUACAGCCGUCCUCGCAGGAGGUCAAAUUCAUGCUUGGCCCUACUCCGGCACAACGCCAUCUCCUGGAGAGAGACAGGGAGAGGCACGGGCACAAUCCUCACAGCCUUCAACCAGUAGAGGGUGCAACAGGCUCAGAGAUGGAGGUGGACGAGUCCUCUGUGCGCCUCUGCAACUCUCACUCCUAUCACCAUUUCCAUCACCGCGCGCAUCGGCAACCAGGCCUUGAGCACCCGGGCAGCUGCCAGGGCGGCGAACUCACCUACGAGAACAUCAACGGGCUGAGGAGUGGCCGCAAGCAGCGGCUGAGUCCCAGCAGCGUGUCGCAGUCUCUGGGUUCAAGCAGCAGCAGCAGCACUGGGGACAGUCACACCCACUCCCUCCUGCACCCACACGCCCUCGGCCCGUCCUCUCUGCCCCCGCAGGGCUACGCCUUCGAGAGGGGCGUGGUUGGAGGUCAUCGUCGGACCGCUCUGCUGAACUACGAGAACCUGCCCUCUCUGCCGCCGGUGUGGGAGUACAGCGCUCUGCAGCGGGACGACGAACAGGAGGAGGAAGAUGAUGAGGAGGAAUACGAGGAAGAGGAGGAGGACUUUGACGAGUGUGAGUUCUCAGAGGGCCCUGGGACUCCCAACGGGUAUCACCAGGAUGGUCGGGGCAUCCACAGAGAUGCCCUGCAGAACUAUGUCAACACAGAGCAGGUCCAACCCCGGCUCCGGCACGCCUGCCCCCCGCAUCCACGGCCCUGUCAGCCAGACAGAGGGGGGCGAAUAUUUAGCUUUGAUUUCCGCAGACGAUCAAGGUCAGGGGUCGGAGGCUGUGAGCACGGCCACAUGCCUCCAUCCCGGCAGCUGAAUUACAUCCAGGUGGACCUAGAGGGAGAACCUCCCUGCCAAUCCCUCAGCAGCGGGGGUGCCCAGACCCAGCCACAGCACCAGCGCCUACCACCCAAAAAAUGUGGCCCACAGGCACCCCGGCGCAGUGAAUGCUACGCAGUCAUCGACCUAAAGAAGACUGCUGCCAUGUCCAACCUGCAGAAAGCUCUGCCCAUGGAUGAUGGGACUUCCAGAAAGACUCGCCACAACAGCACAGACCUGCCUCUGUAAACGGUGUUCAAACUGAAGAGAAAAGAUGAAGACAGACGAAGACUUAUCCUUAUCUUAGCACACUGGACCCUUCACUGUCAUCCAUCCAUUCAACUGUCGGGCUGACUAAUAUGGUACAGGUACCUAAUUAGAACCUUAUUGAAACCUAUCUGUGGGUAUAAAAGGAAAUGAGAAAUCUCUUAAGAGAAUUUGCCAUUUUAUUCUGUGUUAUUUAUUAGAUAUGUGUGUUUGCAGUGUUUUCUGCACAUAUGUUUGCUGGAGAUAUAUAUAUAUAUAUAUAUGCGUAUAUAUAUGAGAUUUUAUCCUUAUAAAUUGUGAGGCUAUAAUCGUAGUCAGAUUUGGACUUGGAGCAGAGACCUCUGUUUUCAAUGGAAGCUGUCAUUGCCAUACUGUAUCAGAACAUUUAAAUUCAUUAACCCAUAUCCACUCUAUAUUAUUGUUCCUAUAAUUUAGUUAUUCGACAACAAUGUGGCUUUUUAUUCAAAUCCAAUGAAAAAAUAGAGUAGUUGUUGACAUGAAGGUUAAUGGUUCAUCCAAGAUGCUGGCCAAUAUUCAUACCUCAUCACAAGCAUUUUAAGUCUGAUAUUGUGGCUGGUAGAAGAGACCAUUAUUUGUUAUUAUAUGCCGAUAUAGCAUUUUGCACACAAUCCUAUGGAAUUGUAUUUCAUCAUAUUUUAGGGAAUGGUUUCGUCCGGUCCAAUAAUUAUAUGAACAGAAGAGAUGGUGAUAUUAGCAGAAGUAUACGAAACUGAAUGAUGGUAAAAGUAGCACACAUGGAUUAAACGAGCUUUGCUCUCUCCUAUCCACAUGCAGCAAAAUGAAAAAGUAGCAUAUCAUCUUCGAUCACACCUACUGCACAUCAUCCCAGACCGGCAGGAGGUCCACGCAGUUUACGCUUGUCACGUUGCACUUUUGACCCUGGGCCACUGAAACGCUCUUUGUCUCCACUGGAGCCACAGGACCGUGUCCUUUUUACCAAAAGCAGGGGGCCAAAUAUUUCAGAGACAUUUAUAGUCAGAAUCAUAGAUAGGAUUUAUUUACAUGUUUUGAUGGAGACAUCGACAACCUCAAAUAGUGGCAUUAAGCUAUAACCUCACAUAAAAAGUGCUGAAUCUAUAAUUUGUCGGUUAUCAGUUGUGAAUGAUCUGUUUUUAAAGGGUAAUCAAGUUUGUCGCAAAGUCAUGCAGUGACAAUUUUUGUGAGACUAUAAUCAGUCAGUUUUGUAUCUAUUUAUUUAUUUAUUAAUUCUUUAAUUUCAAGUUGUGAUAUUUGUUUUCUAUUUGAUGACCAGCGUUUUGUAAUCCAGUUGGUAAUAUGGAGACCAAAGUUUCACCUCAAAUUGUCACUGGACUCUGCUGUAUUACUGUUAUUACUGUGCUUAAUUAUAUUUUAAAAAGGAAAGAAAAAUACAAAGACUAUAAAUAUUUGAAGUGCCAAAACAUAUUUCCAAACUGUAUGAUUAAUAAAAUCAAAUGUGCCAUUAGGAUUUGUAGAAAACAAUAGAACAGAAAGGCAUGAGGUGAUAACAGUGAGGACACACACUUUUAGAAAAAUCCCAACUUUUUAAGGAUAGAAUAACGGCACAUUCCACCUCAUCCGCAUUGACAUCCAUUUGGCAGCGAGAUAUAAGAAUGGUAAUCUUGUAGUCUGAUCAUCACAGCCAGGGUGGUUUUAUGCUGCUACAUGUACAUACUAACAGUAGCCGGUUGAAGCUACAGGUACUUGUCAAAAUGAAACUGUUUUUAUUGGAACCUAUGCGAUGUCAGAUCUUUUACCAUAUGUUUAAUUGCUAAUAGAAGUAGCAUUGUUGUGUUCUUCUGAGAUUAUUUCUGAGAAGUAGACAUUUUGUAUGUACCAUUUCAGAGAAUGUUGAAUUUGGCUAAUACUUCAUUUCAGUGAUUGCUUUCUUGACAAACUGGCUGUCUGAUAGGAGAGGUAACGGAAGCACAGGCCGACUGAUGCUUUCAUCUUUUCAAGGUGAUAUUUUCAUCUGACAUAGGAUGGUAAAUUGUUUGAGAGUUACGGAUAGCAGGGGCAUUUAGCUAUAAAUGCUACAAAUGCUCAAAUUCUGAUAUGGAGGUUUUUUUUGGCUUCCGUGGGACAUGAGGUGCAAAUCAAAGAUGCUUUCUUUAAAUUCAAUCAAGCAAAAAAACAGCUUCGAGUUUGUGAUCGAUGCUAUAUAGAUAUUUACAUUGCAUACAUUUUAUUAAGCGUUUUUACAUUAUUGAUUCAUCUUGAAAUCUUUUGGUGGAGUAAUUGGUUAAUUGUUUGGUCUCUAAAAGGUUCCGUCAAAAUGUUCCUAAACUUAAAGUUAAACCUUCAAAUUGCUGGUUUUGUCUGACUAACAAUUGAAAACCAUAAAGUAUUCCAUUUACAAUGAAAAAGAAAAGCAAGACAAUUGGUACUUGAGUAAUUAAUCAAUGAAAUAUUUCAGUGCUACUGGUUAGAUGGUAACAAUAAUGUGAGAGUUUCAGUUUCUGAUGAACAUUCCUAACCCAGAAGCUUUAAAAAACCCACAAUAAAAAAUUGAUGGUUUGUAUUUUUGCUUGAUUGUCUUAUGACAUUUAAAAAAACAAGUAUCUUCUAUAGCAAACAGGCCAACUUUUAGUGGACAUUUUUGACUGUAUUUGCAAAGAUAUUGUCAUGAAACAUUGAACGGAUGUUUACAUUUUUGCAAUAAUAGGUGAAUCAUUUUUUUGUCAAUCUAAUUCAGACCAAUGUGUAAAGUGUGAAAUUUAAAUGGUAGUCUAUAGAGAUGUGGGCUUAGUGUAUUUAAUCGCCUGUUCUUCUGUGAAUCAGCAGUCUUAUUUUUUAUUUCAGGCACAAUGUUUACUUUUCAAUCUUCAGCUAUGAUAGUAAAAAAAAAAAGAAGAAGAUUCCUGUUCUCUUGAUUGUCAAACACUGUGUUUGCUUAAACUCACAUUAACAGUGCCAUACAGUAGGUGGCUAUUGCCAGUACUUUGAUUACAUUUCAUUGUAUUAAUCUUUUCAAACCAGUGGCGAUGUUUCAUACAGGAAUCAGAAAGUGGUUCAUCUAAUUUCUCAGAAUAUUGUUCCAUGUGGUUUUAUGGUCAUUUGAAAGAAAUAUCCAUGUUGAAAUGUGUUAACAAUCUUUGUUAUAACGCAGUAACCUCACCACCACCCAACUUAGUUAACAGUGAUCAUUAACACUACUGUGUUUACUGAUUAAUAAUCAAAAUUAAUAGAUGUGUUCAAUAAUUGCUUUAAAAAAACGCUCAUGUGCUCUCAUUGCACUCGAGUGCUCCCACGCCAUAAAUGAAGUUGUUGUCACCUUUAGUGUUUAUGCUCACGGCGUAAUUCACACAGGUGUCGGUGAAACAUGCAGCGCUCACGGGUACGAUUCGUUCUGCAGGGCAAGUGGCUAAAUGUCGAGGUCACUUCUCCUAUCAGUAAGUUCCCCAAACUGAAUUUAUUGAAUGGGUUGUUUAACAAAAGGGCUUGCUCUGUGUUUACUGUACAAACAUGAAACGCCAUGUAGUCCAUUAAAAAAAAAGAAGAAGCUCUUA
Molecule: messenger RNA, 5677 nt
Organism: Pseudoliparis swirei
Lineage: Eukaryota; Metazoa; Chordata; Actinopteri; Perciformes; Liparidae
Gene: frs3
Product: fibroblast growth factor receptor substrate 3
Exons: 7
Coding region: 315-2150 (611 amino acids)
Biological process (GO): cell surface receptor protein tyrosine kinase signaling pathway
Cellular component (GO): cytoplasm
Source: RefSeq, a predicted model, not a curated record